Trichoplax adhaerens is the source of this 951-nucleotide messenger RNA. RefSeq lists its product as uncharacterized. Lineage: Eukaryota; Metazoa; Placozoa; Uniplacotomia; Trichoplacea; Trichoplacidae. The record is from RefSeq and is a predicted model, not a curated record. The coding region runs from base 1 to 951 and encodes 316 amino acids. The transcript has 15 exons.
AUGGAUAUUUUCCAUAUUAGCUACUACUAUACUGCACUAUUAUACUAUUCUAACAAUAAGAAUGUCAAUGAUGCUAGGUCAACUGCAGAUUUAGUUUAUCGUCUUAAUUGCCUGAGGACAUCAGAUGAAGACAAAGCCCUAAUAAGAAAAAACUAUGAGGUGCUAAUGGAAAUAUCAACAUCUCUGGCGGUACUCUUUCGAUACUUCUAUCCUAUAAAAAUACCAAAUGCUAAUGAAGCCGUUCCUAUCAUAGAACUAGUUAGCGAAAUUAAUUUUCAAAGUGCGAUGAUCCAAAAUUUAAUCAAGGCUGUCCAUUUAAAUAAAUCGUUGCUCCAUAUUACUGGCAUACUAAUACAAUCUGAUGAUGUACAGGUCCUACAAUACACAAUUAAAACUUUAAUUAAUUUGCUUGCGCUUCGACAUGAACCUAUUUUUGCGCGAUUGCAUAAUCAUAUAACGCUACCUCGUAUCUUUGAAGUGUUUACAAGUGGGUCGCCUCGCUUAUAUGAACCGGCAUUGCAACUGCUAAAUCGCCUUGUUAUGGUAGAACACUCUCACUCAGUGUUAACGAUUGGUAUUAAGUUAAUACCUUCUAUGAAAGGAAUGAUACAAAAUUAUAAGAAAUUGAGUAUAACAAAUUUAGAGAGUAUUUUACUAAUAUUGACUAAUCUAAUCCUUACUGAUCGGAUCCUAUUGCAGAAAAUAAUAGAUGAAGAUGUUGUACUUGAUGUCAUAAAUUGCGUAAAACAAAUGCCGUCGUUAAGCUGGAGUCUUACAGAUAUUUCCCGUAAUGCAAUUUAUAGUGGUACCAAGGAACAGACGCAGAAGUUAGAUGCAAUCUUUAAAGACCAUGACGACUUACCUUGCAUGAAGGAACUUAGAUAUCCCUUAAGUUGUAGUAAAAUUAUAAGGUUGAUAGAAGUAUCUUCAGUCUCAUAUCUACAGGCAUGA